CUCCGGCUAAUCGUUACCGAUCAGUUGGUGUUUAGAUUUGAUCUAGAGUGGAUCUUGGACGCUUGAGGCUGGUUGCGUUUGAAAUUCUGCGCUGUAAAGCAUGUAAACGGGGAAAAACGGUGAACAAAGAACAGUGAUUUAUGUCCGAGUGUGUUAAAAUGACUCGUGUUUCUAUAGUAAGACUGUGUAUGCUCUUAAUAUGCCUGUUAGGCCUAGUGAAGUCGCAAACCGAGCAAUACGAGGAGGAUUAUGAAGAGGGCCCGUGCGGACGGUGGAGACCCGGUGAUGUGGAUCUGCGAUCGUUCGAUUUGAUUCGGGAGUUCCGUUUGGAUCAAAUUGAGGCGAGCAGCAAGCAUAUGCAUCGUCUCCAGGGUACCAACGAGUAUCAAACUGCCUAUCGCUUCGAGAAGGAAGCUAACCUGACGAUGCGCUCGGGUGACGCAUUUCCACUCGGAUUACCGCACCAGUUUUCCUUCGAAUGUACGUACCGCAUCGAGGAUGAAGGUGAAUCGUCCUGGCACCUGUUUGAGGUGACGAACGAGGUGCAGGAGAGUCAGCUGGCGAUUACGCUGAACCCUGGCCGACAGAUUCUACAGAUCGGGCUACCAGCGACCGAGGGUGAGCAGCAGAUUGUGGAGUAUCAUCACACUUCGCUGUUCGAUCACAACUGGCACAAGAUCAUGCUCGGGGUGACCAACGACUACCUCAACCUGUGGGUCGAUUGUCGUCCGGUGCGCGACACCGAUGGAAAUUUGAACGUUCCGUUGGAGCCUCGGGACCGUUUUGACAUAUCGGACGGGUACGUUUCGAUUUCUAGGUUCGCUGAAACGUCUGUCUUUGAGCCUGAAUCGCCGGUGAUUGAUCUACAGUGGAUGGUGAUGAACUGUGAUCCAACCCGACCGGCUCGUGGCAAUUGUGACGAGCUGCCGGUGUAUGAUGUGGCAUCCUUGACGGCGAACCUUCCGGAAGGACCCACCCCGAAACCGGACUGUAAUGCCGUUUGUCCACCGGGAUACAAUGGAACGGAUGGAGCACCGGGUCCAGCGGGACCUCCUGGUCUGCCAGGACUAAAAGGAGAGGCUGGAGCUUUUGGAAGACGGGGACCUCCUGGACCACGCGGAUUAGAAGGACCUCCGGGUAUUCCGGGAAUCGGACAGAAGGGCGAAAAGGGAGAGAUCGGAGUAGGAAUUGCUGGACUGAAAGGCCAAAAAGGAGAACCAGGAAUGGCCGCGGUAGCUGGAUCCGCUGUAGCAGGCCCAGUUGGACCGAGAGGAUUGCCGGGUCCUCAGGGUCCUCCCGGUAUAGGCUUGCGCGGUGAAAAAGGUGAAAUCGGAGCUCCAGGACGUGAUGGGCAGUCGAUAACUGGACCCCGUGGUUUGAUUGGUUCUCCCGGAGCGGCCGGCCUCCCAGGUGCUGAUGGAUUGCCGGGAUCUACUGGUCAAAAGGGAGAACGCGGAUCACCAGGACCGAGAGGUGAAGACGGGGUAGGAUACCCUGGCGAACCGGGUCCCAGAGGACAGAAAGGUGAACCUGGAGACGCACGGGCAGGUUCAGCAGUGGCAGGACCUCCUGGCUUACCAGGCCAACGAGGAAACGAUGGAUCAAAGGGAGAGAAAGGAGAAUCCGGUAACAGAGGACUUCCAGGCGUGCAAGGAUUGCCAGGACUUCCUGGAGCUCCAGGCCUUCCAGGACCCCCGGGACCACCCGGUGAAGGUGGUUCCCUCGAAAAGGGCGGUGGUGGUGGACGAUAUUUUGAAAACUUCAUGUCGUAUGGACAUCGAGGACCGACGGGAUAUACUGGGUUGCCCGGAGAACGCGGUGCCGGUGGUCUCCGUGGUCCAGAAGGUGCACCAGGCGUGCCCGGUGCCCCAGGCGUUGAUGGAGCUCCCGGACCGCAAGGUAUACCUGGACUGCCGGGACAAACCGGUCCACCAGGUGUUCCCGGUGUCCCUGGACGUAGCUAUACCGAGGCAGAAGUAAGCGACAUCUGUCGGGCAGUUCUGAGAGAUCACAUUGCCGAGCUUACCGAGGGAUUGAUUGGACCUCCUGGACCGCCGGGAGUUUCGCGGCCCGGAAAACCUGGCACUCCUGGACGACCGGGUGAGAAGGGUGAGCGUGGAUUCCCUGGUUUCACUGGGGAUCGUGGUAUACCGGGUGAACCGGGAGCACCGGGUGUUGCAGGACCGGCUGGCGAGCGUGGCGAACCGGGUAUGCCUGGUGAGAAUGGACGUGAUGGUGUGGGUUACGUCGGUCCGCAAGGUCCAGUCGGUCCUCCUGGACUGCCAGGUGAUUCCGUGAUAGGUCCACCUGGGCGUGCAGGUGAACGUGGAGAGCCUGGCAAAGCGGGACAUCCGGGCGUUCGUGGAGCACCUGGCAUUCCUGGCGUUUGUCCGAACGAUUGCUAUAUGGCGGCAGCGGCAGCAGCUCAGAACUUCCGUACCAACCAGCAAACCAAGGGACCAAACUAUUAGCCUACAUGGCGCAGUAGGACGCGGUGGACGCCAUACUAAUGAAGUAAAAACCAAUAAAAUUUUCUCUGCAUUUCAAGCUAUUCUGUAAA
Messenger RNA from Anopheles stephensi (Asian malaria mosquito), 2560 nucleotides. RefSeq names its product collagen alpha-1(IX) chain-like. The transcript has 8 exons. The record is from RefSeq and is a predicted model, not a curated record. NCBI's taxonomy places the organism in Eukaryota, Metazoa, Arthropoda, Insecta, Diptera, Culicidae. Bases 141 to 2471 code for a protein of 776 amino acids.